Messenger RNA from Cuscuta campestris, 997 nucleotides. Lineage: Eukaryota; Viridiplantae; Streptophyta; Magnoliopsida; Solanales; Convolvulaceae. The record is from the annotation of a GenBank genome assembly.
GAAGAAGAGAAUGGACGAGAAAGGCGGAGAAGGAUCUUUCGUGGCAGUUAGGAGAAUUUCGCCGGGCCUCGAGAGAAGCAACACUUUAUCUAUUUCUUGCUGUGCUGUGCACUGUAUCUCUAUCAGAUGCUAGAUGUAUGGUGUCUCUAUUUGAUGUGAGCUUUGGAUCUUUGAAUUGGAAAUUAGCUUGUGCUUCAUGCCUAAUUGCAUUGACAUUUGUGCGGAGGUUUUGGCAGGAUCUGCAGCAUGGCUUGGCAGAGGGCUUUCAUGUGUUUGCGUUCAGGCGAGAGAGGGUGAUAUUCGGCCCUCGUUUAAUUUUACACCUGCUGAGGAAGAGUGCUUGCAUAAGUUGCAGAGCCGUAUGGAUGUUUCUUACGACAGUACGUAUUCAGAACAUCAGGCAGCUUUAAGGGCGUUGUGGGAUUCUGCCUUUCCUGGAGAGGAGCUACAUGACCUUAUAUCUGAGCAAUGGAAGGAAAUGGGCUGGCAAGGAAAAGAUCCUUCAACUGACUUCAGGGGAGGUGGGUUUAUAUCACUGGAAAAUUUAUUAUACUUCUCGAAGAACUAUCCAAAAUCCUUUCAAGAUCUCCUUCUAAAGCGGGAAGGCAACCGGUCUAUGUGGGAAUACCCAUUCGCUGUUGCUGGUGUCAACAUCACAUUUAUGCUCAUCCAGAUGCUAGAUUUAGAGGCAGUAAAACCACAAAGGCUGGUGGGGGCAACCUUCUUGAAAUUUCUUGCAGAUAAUGAGUCCGCAUUUGAUCUUCUGUAUUGUAUUGCUUUCAAGUUGAUGGACCACCAGUGGCUCUCUAUGCGAGCAUCAUAUAUGGAUUUCAACACUGUGAUGAAAGCUACACGGCGACAACUAGAGAAGGAACUUGUGUUGGAAGAUGUAAAACGGCUAGAAGACUUGCCCUCUUACAGCCUUCUAAUCCAUUAUUAAGCUGUACACUCCUAUAGUCCAAUAUGAAAUUUACUUGAAGAAAAAAAUGAUCUGUAU